AGCGUUGCAGGCAACCUGAGAUGUUCUAUAACUGUCACCUUCAUAUUUGUCGCACUUGUUUUAUUCCAAAUCGGUCUACCGCAGGGCAAGGCAGCGAGCACGAAAGCGAACGAAACCGAGAAAGAAAAAACAGAAACAAGUCCUGAGGAAGCAGAGAAAAAAAAAGAUGAAGCAGCGGAAAGGGAGGCGCGAUGGUUGAUGGAUCGAAAACUUUUUCUGGAUAUCGAGGAGGUACGCUCAGAUACAAUCGACAAUAUCACUCACGUAUUUCUCAAGGUCACUGGUCGGCUGGUAAAAGUGGGACGACUGAUGGUUCAGACGAAACGCCGGAUGAAGGUGUUCCUGCAUGAGGUUGGUGAGAUGAGUUACGACGCGAAGUGGGCAGUGAUGGCUUGGAUUGCGGUGAUGUUUCUCUUCCCGAUCUUCACCGCCGGCAUUGUGUCCGCUAUCAUAGCCGCGUUCUUCCAGAACGAACUGACCAAUUUGCAAAUUUUCCUGCACACCCGCUGGGAUGCUGGCGAUAAACCGGACAUCAUCACGGAACACAAAGCGAAGCUGCGCCUCGGCAAUUUGGCAAUGCAACGCUUGCUGGAGAAGAUGAGCCGACAUCCGGAACGACUUUUGCCUAAGAAAGGAAAGCGUGACCCGGAGGCCCUGAUUCGUGAGAAGAUUGAACUGGAACAACCAGUGGAACCGGGUGAGCCGGGAGAAAGAAAACUAGGGCCAACACCACCACCACCAGCACCAGCACCGCCGCCACCAGCACCUGCACCACCACCACCAGCACCAGCACCACCACCAGCACCAGCACCACCACCACCAGGUCCAGAAGAAAAACCACCUGCACCAGCUCCAGAAGAAAAACCACCUGCACCA
Molecule: messenger RNA, 876 nt
Organism: Gongylonema pulchrum
Lineage: Eukaryota; Metazoa; Nematoda; Chromadorea; Rhabditida; Gongylonematidae
Source: the annotation of a GenBank genome assembly